Molecule: messenger RNA, 336 nt
Organism: Desarmillaria tabescens
Lineage: Eukaryota; Fungi; Basidiomycota; Agaricomycetes; Agaricales; Physalacriaceae
Exons: 1
Source: RefSeq, a predicted model, not a curated record
AUGCUUCAACGCCGUUCUAUGUUGUUACAUACCGGAUUAAAAGUGAAGCAUAAAACAUUUCCCUCGGUCGCUUCUCAUUUUGCCACUGUCUCUCCUGAGGCUAUCCAUGUUGUCAUUGAGAGGAUAUCCCGCGGAGAUUAUAAAACCCCGUAUUCUGAAGAAGAGAAGUGGGCCUUGUCUUUGAUGAAUGAGGUGAGGGCUGUGACAUCCCAUGUAGCUGCUUCAUCCUCCUCCAAAGUCGGGAUGCGUAAUGAAAUCCGAGGUCUUAUGUUUGAGAAAGGCAUGCCCAGUUUCUACAUUACCAUCAACCCAGCCGACGUAUUUAAUCCUGUGGUU